Messenger RNA from Lotus japonicus, 855 nucleotides. RefSeq lists its product as uncharacterized. The transcript is spliced from 3 exons. Bases 1 to 855 code for a protein of 284 amino acids. The record is from RefSeq and is a predicted model, not a curated record. Lineage: Eukaryota; Viridiplantae; Streptophyta; Magnoliopsida; Fabales; Fabaceae.
AUGUGGCGUUUGGUUUACUGUGUGACACUCGAGAAAUCAGGGCGUUACACCCGCUCCAUCUUUCCAAGUCCAAACCGCUAUCCUGGACCUAGACCAGAAGCUCUGGUUGCUCCUGAUUUUCCAAUCAAUGCGGUCCCUCUGAACUCCGCACCACCUCCUCCUCCCUCUCCUCCAUCUUCUCCUCCUCCUCAAAAGGAAAAGGAGCACUCCAAAGUGUCCCUUUCAAAUCUUUCUUCAGUCAAAUCUGCUGAUUUUGAGUUUCCAAAUGUUGACACUGCAUCAACACGCAUUCGCAACCUAUAUGGUCAGACUGACCACAGUGAGAAACCCAACUUGGUUGCUGAAGACUGGAGUCGUCUGUGCAAUUGGAUGCACAACCAGAUUGAUGAGAUGAUGUUACUCUACAAUGAAGAAAGAGAGGCCAGAAUUAAUGCUGCUAGACAGAGAUUUGAAGCCAGAACCAGGAGAAGACAAGCUCUACAUGAAAGAAGCUUAAGGGAAAAGCUCUACACUAAAAUAGAGGAAACAAGAAAGAAGAAAGAGGAAGCAGAAGUUGCUGCAAGGCUUGAAGCAGCUCUACGUGAGUCUGCUAGGCUUGAUGCUCUAGAACAAGCUGCAAGAGUAGAAGCUGAGGCUGCUGCCCUUAAAGCUGAAGUGCUCGCUCCUGUUCAAGUUACAAACAUCGCCUCAUCCUCUGCACAAGCUCCUCACUCUGAUCAAGCUGCUCCGUCUGCUCCAGUUCAGUCAGACUCCAGACUUGACCUUGUUGAAAGAAGACUUGAUCCUCAAGAAGCUCUUCUCCAGAGUCUUCAAGAGAUGUGCACAGAAAUUCUGAAGAGGACAACUAAACCUUAG